AUGCCAACGCUGCCAGAAUUAACGCUUAUUGUGGCCGCCACAAACAAAAUGGGCAUCGGUAAGGCGGGUGACCUGCCGUGGACGGGCCUGAAGAAAGAAAUGUCUUUCUUUUCGCGCGUCACCCGAGCAGCAGCACCGGGGGCAUGUGGUUUAUCUCUUCCCACGAUUAACGCCGUUAUCAUGGGCCGCAACACCUGGGAGAGUAUUCCGCCGCGAUUUCGGCCUUUGAAAGAGCGCCGGAACAUAAUUUUGUCGCGCCGCCCUGACGCCCUGAACGGAAUAACCUCAAGCUCACUUGUCGUCAAGUCGCUCGAAGAGGCGCUCGUGGCCGCAGAUGGCUGUGCGCGAAUCUUUGUCAUCGGUGGCGCCCAGACCUAUGCCGCUGCUCUGACCUUGAGCUCCACAACACGUAUCCUUUUUACGCGCAUCCUUGCGCCGUUCGAGUGUGAUACAGAUUUCCCUCUCGAACUUCGAGAAGAUGGCAACUCGGUGAAGGGAUGGUCACGAACUUCCCAAGUCGACUGGCGGCGUUGGACUGGUGAGGCAGAAACACCAACGUCGCAAUCAGAAAAUGGAACGUCCUACGUCUUUGAAAUGUGGGAAAAAAUAAUACAGAUUGUUUGA
This is a messenger RNA of Blumeria graminis f. sp. triticale, 624 nucleotides long. NCBI's taxonomy places the organism in Eukaryota, Fungi, Ascomycota, Leotiomycetes, Helotiales, Erysiphaceae. The record is from the annotation of a GenBank genome assembly.